This is a messenger RNA of Kickxella alabastrina, 2772 nucleotides long. RefSeq lists its product as uncharacterized. The transcript has a single exon. Lineage: Eukaryota; Fungi; Kickxellomycota; Kickxellomycetes; Kickxellales; Kickxellaceae. The record is from RefSeq and is a predicted model, not a curated record. Bases 1 to 2772 code for a protein of 923 amino acids.
AUGAAGCUUCAGCUCAGCACGUCGGCCUUGCUCGUGUGGCUGACUGCAUACAUACACGCCGCGGAAAUUAUCGAGAACAGCUCUGAAAUCCACAAAAGAGGCCUUGUUAUAGACGAUCAGCCAGUCAUCGGCGAAGCUACGGUUGCCCGCACUAUUGGCGACAGCACUUCUGCCGAUGAUUCAUCCGCCAUUGCCGCUGCUGUCGCUGCCGCUGUAAAUCCCGAGCUUGCAUCCAACCAAAUAAUUCAGUCGCCCGCGGUGAUGCUUGAUAACACACUAUCGAACCUCCGCGGCUCGUCUCUCGGUUAUUUGCAACUCCAGCAGGCACUCAACUCGCCACAUUUUAUGCUGAAUCCGGGUGUUGGUAUUCCACCGGGGAUGCAGCGCUUUGCCAAUUUGCCUCAGAUCGUGCUCCAAGCUCCGCCUGCAGCUCCUGUUGCACCAGUCACUAUUGUGCAAACCGUCUCUGUCACGGCUACUGCACCGGUGUCUACCUUGACGUCACAGACAGCUGCGGCGCCUGUGACCACCACAGUAUUUUCUGCUGCCACCGUGGCGAUAACGCAGUACGCUGUUCACGACAUUGUUACGGUUACCGCCCCUGCACCGGUGGUUGUUACUGUCUUUGAGUCCGUAGCCACGCCUGUUGCAGCCGUUGCCCCCGCAGCGGUACCUGCUCCCAUAGCUGUUGCCGCACCUGUUGCCGCACCUGCAGCAACAGGUGCGGCUGCUUUUUUUGCGCAGCUUCCUUACCCGGAUGUCACGCUUAAUCAGGCUGUGGCAGCUGCAGCAGUGGUCGCCACAACUGCACCUUCCGCAGUAGUAGCUGACCCAGUGGCAGCCAUGGUGCUUGCGCAGCAACAGCUCUAUCCAGCUGCCAUUGGGGCCCAGCAGCAGGUUGCCCAGCCCUUGCUGGCUCAAGUUCCCACAGCCGCACUUGCUUUUGCUCCCGCUGUCGCUGGCGCGAUUCCCACAGCCUCCAUUCUUGGCUCCAACCAGAACGCCCAGCCUGUCCUGCUGCCAAUUGAUUCACAGUUGGCUGAGCUUUUGUCACGGUCUGGACUCGCGUCGGCUCUGUUGUCUGAUUCUGGUGCAGCCCCCCUUGGUGCCGUUGAUGACAACACAGCCGAUAGUAGCCAAGACGUAUCUGCUGCCAUUGACGAAGAUGAUGUGUACGUUGCCCCGCCCCAAUCCCCCAAGACCCUUGCUAGGCACAUGGCUCCACGCACCAACAAUCGCAAGAGCAAGCUUACUGUCGAUGCUGACGCUGAACUGGAUUCUGCCAGUGCUGAUGUUGCCGAAGAAGACGCCCCACCUGCAAAGCCUGCAGCUAAUGUCAGCGCGCCCCGCAAAAACAAGGUUAUCGCAAAGACUGCUGGCACUGGCACUGCCAAGAAAGCCGCCGCAUUGAAGAGCACUUUGGCAGCAGCAGCAUCCGCAGCCAAAGCCGAUACCGAUGAGUCUGCGGCAGCCGACCUUAACAUUUCAGACGUACCCAACAUGCGCUUUCGGGCCAGCAGCGGUUCCACCGAGGAAACCCUUAAUUUUGAGGCUGAAGUCAACUCUGUCCCCGCUGUAGCAGUCGAUGCUGAAAACGAAUACGAGUUAUCUUGCGCGCGCGCGCUCGGUACACGCGGCAGAGGAACGGUGACCAACUUGAAGGAUGAGGCAUCUAAAGUCCGGGCAGAGGCAUCCGCCGAAGCCCGCGAGGCAGUUCUUUCCGAAAUAAGGGCGGAGGCUUCUGCCCAAGCCGCGCUGCAGGCGUCUUCGGAGCUGCGCCUUAGCGGAAAAACUGUAGUUCACGAUGAGGCCGCCUAUUCCGAACGCACAACCAACAGCUACAAUGUCGAUCGUGAGUACCGCAAGAAGACGCAGACAAGCUACGACGAGGAGACCCAGCGCUCAUGGGCUCCGGAGACUGAGGCUAACUACAUUCUGGGAAUCGAGCGGUAUCAAAUAACCAGAAGCAAGAGCGCCGACUUUGAUACCUGGAACUACCACCACCAGUCUGACUCGUGGGAGAACAAACCCAGCCUGAACUACGAUGACACCCAGUCCCCGCCCUACCACCCAUAUGCGACGUCCUCAUAUGAUCAGUCUCAGGCAAAUUAUGGCGACUAUAACGAGAGACCUCAGAUAAAGUACGCUGACUCAUAUGGCCACAUGCAGUCCAAUUACGGUGACGAGCUCGCAACCAACGGCAACUGGAAGUUGCACUAUGAUGGCGCCAGCCCCACCAUGUAUCCAGCCUCUGACGCGUCCAGUUACAUAAACUACAACAGCGAUCCCUGUCCAUACACAAAUCCAUACUACACCAACAGCUACAGCAACCACCAAGGCGAGAGCCAUGCCGGGUACAAUGGCUAUGAUGCACAGAUCAGGCCAUUUAACUUUGUCAACAUGCGUUUUGACGCUGCUUUGGCUCGUGAUGCUGCUGGUGUCAGUGUCGAUGCACCCUGGUCUACAAUUUCAGCUGCUUCUUUGGCCUCGGCUAGCAACAUUCCACUUGCAGUUAAUGAACUUGAUCCACUCAGCUAUGCCACUGAGCCAUGCUCGUUCAGGAAAGAUAUGCCGCUGAUGAUUUCUGAAACCCCCAUGUCAGCAUGUCCGAGCGUCAUGAUCAUUGGUGUCCCGCAGCAAACCAUGCCUGUUAGUGUGCCCGUCAACAUGCCUGCUCCUCAGGCCGCCACAGUCACCAAGCUUGUCACUCAGGCGGUCAAGUUUGUGCUUGCCAGCAACAGCAACAACAAAGACGACGAAGAUUCGGACUGA